Molecule: messenger RNA, 1413 nt
Organism: Trematomus bernacchii (emerald rockcod)
Lineage: Eukaryota; Metazoa; Chordata; Actinopteri; Perciformes; Nototheniidae
Gene: l2hgdh
Product: L-2-hydroxyglutarate dehydrogenase
Molecular function (GO): (S)-2-hydroxy-acid oxidase activity; (S)-2-hydroxyglutarate dehydrogenase activity
Source: RefSeq, a predicted model, not a curated record
AUGAUCCGGACUUUUUGUGGAGCGACUGUGAAGGCUGUCGGGACCGCGAGGCCCAUAAAGGAGGUCAGACGGCUACACAGCUCGUAUGACGUGGCGGUGGUGGGGGGGGGCAUCGUGGGUCUGGCCACCGUCAGAGAGCUGAUCCUGAGACACCCGACGCUCAGCUUCAUCCUGCUGGAGAAGGAGAAGGAGCUCGCGGUGCAUCAGAGCGGUCACAACAGCGGAGUGAUCCACAGCGGGAUCUACUACACCCCCGGCUCUCUGAAGGCCCGGCUGUGUGUGCGCGGCGCCACGUUAGCUUACGAGUACUGCGACAAGAAGGGACUGCCCUACAAGAAAUGUGGAAAGCUGAUCGUGGCCACGGAGCAGGAGGAGAUCCCCCGGCUGCAGGCUCUGUACGAGCGCGGCAUGAAGAACAACGUGAGAGACCUGAGCAUCGUCAACGCUGAGGGCAUCCGCGAGAGAGAGCCGUACUGCAGGGGCAUCAUGGCUCUGGACUCUCCGUACACCGGCAUCGUGGACUGGAGGAUGGUGGCUCUCCGGUACGGGCAGGACUUUGAGGAGGCGGGGGGGACGGUGGUGACGGAGUCCGAGGUCAACGACAUCUGCUCGGCGACGGAGAGCCAGACCGGGAGCACAGAGGGUAUGAAAUACCCUAUUGCAAUCAGAGAUAAAAAGGGCAGGGAGGUGCGGUGCCGCUUCGUUCUGACCUGCGGGGGUCUCCACUCGGACCGCCUCUCUCAGAUCUCAGGCUGCAGCAGAGAGCCGAGGAUCGUUCCCUUCAGAGGAGACUACCUGGUGCUGAAGCCCGAGAAACACUACCUGGUGAAGGGCAACAUCUACCCCGUCCCUGACCCCCGGUUUCCCUUCCUUGGAGUCCACUUCACUCCGAGGAUGGACGGGAGUGUUUGGCUCGGUCCGAACGCCGUGCUGGCCUUCAAGAGGGAGGGCUACAAAGUUUACGACUUCAACGCCCGGGACUUUGCAGACGCUCUCUCGUUCAGGGGUCUUCAGAGGCUGGUGAUGAAGAACAUGGUGUACGGGAUGGGAGAAAUGUAUCGAGGGAUUUUCAUUGGUGCACAGGUCAAAAUCCUGCAGAAGUACAUCCCCGAACUCUCGCGGAGUGACGUGCUCAGGGGUCCUGCAGGGGUCCGGGCUCAGGCUCUGGACCGAGACGGGAACCUAGUGGACGACUUCGUGUUUGACGGCGGCGUCGGGGAGGUGGGCAGCCGUGUUCUCCACGUGAGAAACGCUCCGUCACCCGCCGCCACCUCGUCACUCGCCAUCGCUGAGAUGGUGGCCGACGAGGUGGAGAAACGCUUUGAUCUGUAGAGCAAGAUCACAGAAUGAAGAAGAGAAAACCAAAAAUCAUCCUUAUCUUGACAGAGUGAAAAUAUUUGUUAUCCAACUGUC